ACCCCAAUGCCUUCUUCAGUUCUUCCUCUUUCCACAUUAAAAUUUCCCAAAACCCUAGAUUUUGCAAUUGAAGCAUGAGCCUUCAAUUGUUUCGCUCAUUUCGCUACUGCAGCAAAGUCAUUCAUGGCCGUUCAUUCCUCUCCUCUUUCUCAACACUGCAUUGGGAACCUGAAAGCUGCACUCCUUCCGACGACUUACAGGCCUGCUUUCCAUCUGCUAUAGAUGAUGCAUCAGAAAUAGAAUUUGAUGAACUUGUAGAUGACAGAGCUGCUAAGGAGAAACACACUGCAUUGCAUGGUGCUCUAACACAACUUGCGAGUGAAUUUGGGAAAGAGUGCAGGCUAUCUUUGCCAAAUUUCUUUAUUCCGCGUUGCGCUUCAGUGAUAUCCACAGGAUCCUUAAAGCUUGACCUGGCUCUUGGGAUAGGAGGUUUACCAAAGGGGAGAAUUGUCGAGAUUUUUGGAAAGGAAGCCUCUGGAAAAACAACACUUGCACUUCAUGUGAUUAAAGAAGCCCAAAAGCUUGGAGGUUUUUGUGCAUAUCUUGAUUCUGAAAAUGCUAUGGAUCCCAUGCUUGCUGAAGCCAUUGGUGUUGAUACAAAGAAUCUGCUUAUAUCAUGUCCAGAUUCAGCUGAGAACAUGCUUAGUGUAGUUGAUAAAUUGACCCAAAGUGGGUCAUUAGAUGUGAUUGUGGUUGAUAGUGUAGCAGCUCUUGUUCCACAGUGUGAGCUUGAUGGUGAAAUUGGAACUGGUGAACCCGAUGCCCUUUCAAAAAUAAUGACCAAGGCACUCAAAAGGAUUCAUUACUCAUUAUGUCGAUCAAAAACACUCAUCAUAUUUCUUAAUCAGGUAAGAUACAGUCCAAGAUCCAAUCAGGGUCCUGGUAUGAGGGAUGAGAUAACUUGUGGUGGGAAUGCCCUGGGAUUCUAUGCUGCCGCACGAUUGAGAAUUUCAAGAACUGGACUAUUAAAGCUGAAUGAUGAGGUGACUGGCAUCAAGAUAUGUGUUCAAGUGAUGAAAAAUAAAUUAGCACCAGGAAUGAAGAGCACUGAAUUGGGAAUUAACUUUGGAAGAGGAUUACGCUUUGAACCUGAGGUCUUAGAAUUGGCUAUUGAGCAUGGUCUGAUUAUAAAGCAAGGUGAUAGUUAUCUGAUUGAGGGGGAAUCUGUUAGCAGUGAGCAUGCCGCUGAAAGAUAUUUGGCAGAAAAUGAGGUAGUUUUGGAGAAAGUGGUAAUGGACUUGAGACGUCAGUUAUUUGACAGGAAUUCCUGAUUGCCUUGUAUAGUUGUAUCAUUGGUUUGAUAAUCUUUGCUACACUUGAUUAUUACUGUGAAGUCAGCAAGUCACUGCUAUCCUGUGGUAACAUUGCUAGAGGAUCCGUGUGAAGCAUGUAUUACUACUAUUCGUCUACUUGGGGCAGGUGUUAAUCGGAUUCGGAUGCUCUCCUCUAUCUAGGAGUUAGAAAAUCAGAACUGUGGUUUCAGGAGAAUUUUAGUGUUUCAAACUGUGCUCUUGUCUGAUCCUGCUCUCUGUGUAAUGAAGCUGAUUCUUUCAUGGAACAAAGGGGUCCAUUAAAUUUAAGUGUUUCUGCAGAACCUUCUACCGUGUCGAGCUCUUGUUCUUUUUUUUUUUUUUUUUUUUUUUUUGGUAGGUUAAUGAACCUCCCUCCCUUGUAUUCCCCUUUAUUUGAAACGAUACAAUGACAUCAAUCUUCAGCGCUGUGCAUUUGUAUCUAAAUACAAGUACUAGAUUAGGAUUGCUAACAUUAUUGCUUGUGUAAUAUAACCAACUCUGUUCCUUACAAGCCUUUGUAGAACUUUGAAAAUGCUAGAUCUUGUACUUCAUUAUGUUUUGUGCGUUAUGUCCUCUGAUUUUUUGGUUGUACCGUGCUUUUAUGAGAAUUUCAUCUAAGUUUGUCAUUUUUUAUGUACGUUAUAAAAUUUUCUUUGGGUGUGAGUUUCCGCGCCCAAAUCGUAUCUUAUACCAUUGUGUAGAUUGUGUAUCA
Chenopodium quinoa (quinoa) is the source of this 2004-nucleotide messenger RNA. RefSeq names its product DNA repair protein recA homolog 2, mitochondrial-like. The transcript has 8 exons. Gene Ontology annotation, molecular function: ATP binding; ATP-dependent DNA damage sensor activity; single-stranded DNA binding. The record is from RefSeq and is a predicted model, not a curated record. Gene Ontology annotation, biological process: DNA repair. Lineage: Eukaryota; Viridiplantae; Streptophyta; Magnoliopsida; Caryophyllales; Amaranthaceae. The coding region runs from base 75 to 1271 and encodes 398 amino acids.